Plutella xylostella (diamondback moth) is the source of this 1884-nucleotide messenger RNA. RefSeq lists its product as uncharacterized. NCBI's taxonomy places the organism in Eukaryota, Metazoa, Arthropoda, Insecta, Lepidoptera, Plutellidae. Gene Ontology annotation, molecular function: DNA-binding transcription factor activity, RNA polymerase II-specific; zinc ion binding; RNA polymerase II transcription regulatory region sequence-specific DNA binding. Gene Ontology annotation, cellular component: nucleus. The record is from RefSeq and is a predicted model, not a curated record. Gene Ontology annotation, biological process: regulation of transcription by RNA polymerase II.
UCGGCGAGUGGCCACAGAGUAAUUUCAGUAAGUCAAGAUUCUGUUCUGUGGAUGACUGACAGCUGACACAUUGCAGUAUUGGUUACCCUACGGACCUUUUCUCGUAUUUUUAUGUAAAAUGGAAAGGAAAACAAGAAAUCCAAUGGGGGCAAAGUCAAUUUGUAGAUGUUGCCUAUCAGAAGAGGCGUGCAAAGAUUUAGACACCCCGUACGAUUGCAUAGAUACUAAGGAAGUCUACUCGGCAAUGCUCAAAAAGUGUUUUGAUAUUAUGCUCUCAGAAAAUGUUACCAUCAAAUCCGGUAUCUGUGACUCCUGCAUACAAAAGUUAAGAGAAUGUCUUGGAUUUAAGCAACAGGUUCUGAAGUCGGAAAAGGCAUUUUUGAAAAUGCUUAUUGAUGAGGAAAAGAAAUAUAAAAUUGAUGUUAAAGUGAAGCAAGAAGUGAUUGACCUGGAUAAUGACAUGGACAAUAUGUUUCUUGAUCUAAAAGAGGAGUACAACGAUGAUGAUGAAGACGAUAAGAACCUGGCGCUGCUCGCCAUCGAACAGAUCAACUUGAAGCACAAGUUCAACAAGGAUGUCGUUGUUAAAAAAGUGGCCAAGAAAAGUAAGAGUGAGAACCAAAAAAGCCAGAAGCCUCUCAAACUAGUUACAAUUAAACCCUCUCUGCUGACAGCGAGCUUCGCCACUGAAAUGAGAAAACACUUCCAUAACACAGAGAACCUCAUAAAGUACUCCAAUGCACUGCCAUUCUCAAACAAAACACUACAGGGAUACAUAUGUGCGUAUUGCAAGAAUACACAACCCGACUUACAUAGCCUGAGGCUACAUACGUCUGCUGAACACGCGAAACACAAAAUAGACUAUCACCAAAGACACUCAAACGAUCUUGGCAUCAAAAUGGAGAUUUCCGACCUCAAGUGCAAUGUUUGCGAAGAAAAAUUCGACGUGAUCGCCAACCUAAAAGCUCAUUUGGCCAAACAACAUAACGUCGCGUUUCACAUGGACGUCAAAGAUUACGUUCUAGAGUUCAAGUUAAAGGAUAAUGAGAGGUUGGACUGUGCGUUGUGCAAUUCUACUUUUGAAACGUUCAAAAUGCUGUUGCAGCACAUGAACGGCCAUUACCGGAACUACAUAUGUGAUGUGUGCGAUUUAGGAUUUAUAAACCAACUACGUUUAAAAAACCAUGUGCGUAUACAUGAGACUGGUAGUUUUAAGUGCUCGUUUUGUGAGAAAGUGUUCACGACAAAGUUAAAACUUCGCUGUCACGAGAAGUUUGUUCACGAGAAAAACACAAGAAGAUAUAACACUAAGUGCCCGCAAUGCGAUGAGACAUUCGCGAAUUACUACCAAAGAAACAGGCACAUGCUUACCGAACAUAACAAGAACGCUGCCAACUACAACUGCAAUAUCUGCGAAAGAGUAUUCCUCAUGAAAUCCAAACUUACCAGUCACAUAAAAAAGGUGCACCUAAUGGAACGCAACCACGUGUGCAAUGAAUGCGGGCAUACAUUCUUUUGGAAGAGAUGUCUAGAAGAGCACAUGAUAAAGCAUAAAGGGGAGAGGAUAUACCAGUGCAAUGUUUGCACGAAAGCUUAUGCGAGGAAGAAGACGCUUAGAGAGCACAUGCGAAUUCACAGUAACGACCGUAGGUUCAAGUGUGGUGUGUGCGGUUGUGCUUUUGUGCAGAAGUGUAGCUUGAAGAGUCAUAUGUUGUCAAAUCAUGGGCUAGCGUUGGCCGAAUUCGAAAAUGGGGUUAGAAUAGACAAUGGUCAUAAUUCUAUUGUAGUCCAACAAGAUGUUAUGUAGGAAGGUGAGAUAAUUGUUUUUUUUAAACGCGUAGAGAGUUUUUAUUGUCUUUUGAAUCCUACAGACUAACCCCCUUA